AUGGCGAAUGGUGGAGAAGAAAUGAGAUACCGAGGCGUGAGAAAGAGAAAAUGGGGAAAAUAUGUGGCUGAAAUUCGGUCCGGAAACAGAUCUCGCAUAUCGUUGGGCUCAUAUUCCAAUGCUUGCGCUGCGGCUCGAGCUUAUGACACUGCGCUCCUGUGCCUACGAGGACCCGACGCAACUUCUUUCAAUUUUGGAGACUCCAAGUUCAGCCCAAGUGUAUUGGAGGUGGCAUCUGCAGAGAGCAAUCCAUCACCGCAGGCUGUUCGAACAGCUGCCAUGGCGGUUGGCUCCACCUUCGACACAAUUCCUCCACCUCCACCUCAUCAUAAUGAGGAAGCGGGGCCUUCGAGAGGAGGGAGUACGAGUGUUGAAGAAGCAGUACCGACGGAAACCAGAGACGCACCAAAAGAUACAUCACAUCAAGUGGAGGAAGAAGAAGAAGAAGAGGAGAAUGAUACAAAAUAUCUGUUACAAUCACCAGAACAUAUACCAUUUGAGGAGAGCGUUCAGAUGGCUCCACUUCAGCCAGAUUUGCAACCCUACCACCAAUCCGAAAUUUUCCAUGAUUUAGAUAGUUGGGAGGCCGGUAUGCCAAAGCCACCUAUAUAG
Cryptomeria japonica (Japanese cedar) is the source of this 612-nucleotide messenger RNA. RefSeq names its product ethylene-responsive transcription factor ERF013-like. The transcript has a single exon. NCBI's taxonomy places the organism in Eukaryota, Viridiplantae, Streptophyta, Pinopsida, Cupressales, Cupressaceae. The coding region runs from base 1 to 612 and encodes 203 amino acids. The record is from RefSeq and is a predicted model, not a curated record. Gene Ontology annotation, biological process: regulation of DNA-templated transcription. Gene Ontology annotation, molecular function: DNA-binding transcription factor activity; DNA binding.